Messenger RNA from Striga asiatica, 1855 nucleotides. NCBI's taxonomy places the organism in Eukaryota, Viridiplantae, Streptophyta, Magnoliopsida, Lamiales, Orobanchaceae. The record is from the annotation of a GenBank genome assembly.
GUUUGAGUUAUGUUUGACAAUUCUUUUGUGCCGCUUCCAACUUUACCCCUGGGCUCAAACCUGCCAACCUUCUCAACGCCUUCUCUUUCUAGAAACCUUAAUCACAUAUUUCUUUCAAGACUGGGAUCAUUGCCGCAUUAAAUCCGUCAUUUGAGUUUUUUGGCAGAGAAAAUCUCCUCACAAUCUUCUCCUUUUAAUUUUAUUUAAUUUUUUGUUGGUCUCUGGCGAAAACUACAACACGCAAAGAAUUUUCAAAGUCAAACGAGGAGAAAUAGCGUGAAAAUUUGAUAAAGAUAGCUUCCCACCCAUCCCAGCAAACCUCUGUGUUGUGCCAAAACCUACACAAUUUCUUUUCGUUUUAAUUUUGAAAAGAUCUCUCAACCAUUGAAGGUUUCUUUUGAUUCCACGAUCCGCGAGCCCGGGGUUCUAAUUUGCGUUUCCCCUUGAGAUCUUAAGGGUUCUUGUUGUUCUGGGUAGUGGAAAACCAGAAAGAAAGAGAGAGAAGAAAAAGUUGUGGCCAAGUGAUGAACUCGAAUACUCCGUCGUCGAGUGCAGGAGGAGCUGGAUCGGCCGAGCCGACGGCACCUAGAAGAAAUUCCAAGCGGCCCAAAUAUUCAAGGUUCACCCAGCAAGAACUACCUGCUUGCAAGCCUAUUCUCACUCCUAAAUGGGUGAUCUCUACAUUCUUGCUUGUUAGUGUUGUCUUCAUACCAAUCGGAGUUGUAUCUCUUCUUGCUUCACGAGAUGUUGUUGAAAUUGUACAUCGAUAUGACGCUGAAUGCAUUCCUGUAGAAUCAAGAAACAAUAGGGUUGGGUUUAUUCAAAGUUCUCGAGACAAGACUUGCAAUAGAACUAUUACGGUUCCAAAGCAUAUGGAGCAACCAAUUUACGUGUAUUACCAGCUUGACAAUUUCUAUCAGAAUCACCGCAGAUAUGUGAGGAGCCGAAAUGAUCAGCAGUUGAGGAAUCCUGGGAGUGAGCGUGAAACAAGUUCUUGUAGUCCAGAAGACACCACACCAGAUGGGAACCCUAUUGUUCCUUGUGGUCUUAUAGCGUGGAGUUUGUUUAACGACACUUAUGGAAUUACUCGCAAUAACCAGGAAUUGGCCAUAAACAAGAGAGACAUAUCUUGGAAGAGUGAUAGGGAUCGCAAGUUUGGAGAUAAUGUCUUUCCCAGAAACUUCCAGAAUGGUGCCCUUAUAGGUGGUGCUAGUCUGAAUGCAUCAAUACCGUUGAGUCAGCAAGAAGACCUGAUUGUCUGGAUGCGAACUGCUGCACUUCCAACAUUCAGGAAAUUGUAUGGGAAGAUUGAAGUUGAUCUUCAAGCUGGAGACACUAUUAAUGUGACAAUUUUGAACCGUUAUAAUACGUACAGUUUCAAUGGGAAGAAGAAACUGGUUCUUUCCACUACAAGCUGGCUUGGAGGGAAGAAUGAUUUUGUGGGUAUCGCGUAUCUCACAGUGGGUGGAUUAUGCUUCUUCUUGGCCUUGGUUUUCAUGCUUAUUUAUCUCAUUAAACCAAGGCAACUUGGAGAUCCAUCGUAUUUAUCAUGGAACCGGAAUCCUGGAGGUCAUUGAUGGGCAUACAAGCUGCUUGGUUCUUGUUUGGUUUUGAAGGUUGUGUAUGUAGACCUUUAACACGUUCUGGCUUUCGAUUUGUCCUUGGAGUUAAACUAUUCGUUUUCAUUUGAAUGUAUUGAGCUUGUACUACUAGUGGAAUAGUGGAUAUAUGUCUCAAUGUACUUAGGUGUAAAUUUGAUUACUCGUUUUUAUUUACAUAUCGAGCAUCAGGUGUGAAGAUUUUCUUUAGCCGAUCUUUGAAAUAUCUUUAAAUCAUAAGAUGCCUCCACUCUGAU